Molecule: messenger RNA, 915 nt
Organism: Clonostachys rhizophaga
Lineage: Eukaryota; Fungi; Ascomycota; Sordariomycetes; Hypocreales; Bionectriaceae
Source: the annotation of a GenBank genome assembly
AUGUCCAAGAUUCUCACCAUUUUCGGCGCCACCGGUACCCAAGGCGGCUCGGUUAUUGACGCCGUCCUAGCCGACCUUGCUCUCUCCAAAGAAUACACCAUCCGCGGCGUCACUCGAGAUGUCAACAAACCCGCUGCCAAAGCACUUGCCGACAAAGGGGUCCAGAUGGUGUCUGCUGAUAUGAACUCAAUUGAGACUGCCAAACCUGCUGUUCAAGGCGCGCACACCGUCUUCUUCGUCACCAACUACUGGGAGAAGGGCUCCGCCGAGCUUGAAAUCUCCCAGGGUAAGGCUGUAGCCGACGCAAGCAAGGCCGCUGGCGUCGAGCAUCUCAUCUUUUCCUCUCUCAUCAACGUCACUGAAGCCAGUAAGGGGGCUCUCCCACAUGUCCAUCACUUUGAUUCCAAGGCUGCCAUUGAGCAGUAUAUUCGCGGUAUCGGCAUCCCAGCCACCUUCAUCCAGCCUGGAUUCUACAUGUCCAACUACAUAACCCAGUUCCGAAAGAACGAUGAUGGGAGCUACACGCAUGCUAUGCCAGUGGACGGGGAGAAAGCUCGAGUUCCAGUUUUCGACGCUGCCAGUGACACUGGACUUUUCACCAAGGCUGCAAUCAAAGACUCUGCCCCCUCUGGAAAAAGGAUCUUGGCCGCCACUGAGUACUUGACCCCGAACCAAAUUGUGGCCGACUUCACUGCGGCCACAGGGAAAAAGGCCACAUAUAAGCAGGUGUCGAAUGAUGUCUACAAGUCGUUUCUUCCUGCACCUGCCGCGCAGGAACUGCUUGAGAACAUGCUUCUGCUCCAAGACCCGGGAUACUAUGCGGGUGCAGACCUUUCCAGCAGCUUGGCCCUUCUCGACCGCAAGCCGACUACAUGGAAGGAAUUUGCGAAGGCGAACAAGGGUAAAUGGGCAUAG